Tachyglossus aculeatus (Australian echidna) is the source of this 992-nucleotide messenger RNA. RefSeq names its product metabolism of cobalamin associated B (gene MMAB). NCBI's taxonomy places the organism in Eukaryota, Metazoa, Chordata, Mammalia, Monotremata, Tachyglossidae. The transcript is spliced from 9 exons. Gene Ontology annotation, molecular function: corrinoid adenosyltransferase activity. The record is from RefSeq and is a predicted model, not a curated record. The coding region runs from base 1 to 729 and encodes 242 amino acids.
AUGGCGGCCUGCUGCUGGGCCGGCCGGAGGCUGGCGGCGUGGGGCCGGCUGGGUCGGGGCCGGGGGCCGCCAUCGGCCCGGGGGCCGCCCGUCCGAAGCCUCGGGGACGAGCAGGGCCACGGCCGGGACCGGCCAGAGCCUACAGCCAAGGUGUCCAGAACACCAAAGAUCUACACAAAGACAGGAGAUAAAGGGUUUUCCAGCACCUUCACUGGGGAGAGAAGACCCAAAAACGACCCCGUGUUUGAAGCGGUGGGAACCACGGACGAACUAAGUUCUGCCAUCGGGUUUGCCGCGGAAUUAAUCCGGGAAAAUGGCCACGCGUUUGUGGACGAACUAGAGGAAAUCCAGGGCUUCCUCCAGGACGUGGGAUCCAGCCUCGCCACUCCAAACUCCUCGGCCAGGGAAGCCCACUUGAAACGGACGAGGUUGAGCGAACAGCCCGUGUUGACCCUGGAGCGAUGGAUCGACGGCUACAGCGACCAGCUGCCCCCGCUCACCGCCUUCAUCCUGCCGUCGGGCGGGAAGAGCAGCAGUGCCCUCCACCUCUGCAGAGCCGUGUGCCGCAGGGCCGAGAGAUGCGUGGUUCCUUUGGUUCAAGCCGGAGAGGCUGAUGCCAGCGUGGCCAAGUUCUUGAACAGGCUGAGCGACUAUCUCUUCACCUUGGCCCGCUACACGGCGAUGAAGGAAGGAAACAAGGAGAAGAUGCACAAGAAGAAGGAAGGCUGAGGCCCCGGCGGCCAGCCUGGAGGCGGCCAAGGCCAACUGUGGGUUGUUUGCGUGAGGCCGAGCGGGCCGGGGGGCACGGGGGAGCGGGGGGUCUCGCCCCCCGGAGCGGAGACGCUCCAAAGUUUUCCGGGAAUAAACGGCACCGAGCUGGCACCCGUUCCCCGCUGCGGCAGAGGGGAGAAGCUCACGGGGGAGAGGAGCGGGAACGUCCCCAGAGGUCCGAGCCGGGACGGACGGGUGCGGUUGUGUGUCUGUGUGGGGUU